Molecule: messenger RNA, 3240 nt
Organism: Ananas comosus (pineapple)
Lineage: Eukaryota; Viridiplantae; Streptophyta; Magnoliopsida; Poales; Bromeliaceae
Product: U-box domain-containing protein 44-like
Exons: 4
Coding region: 398-2860 (820 amino acids)
Biological process (GO): protein ubiquitination
Molecular function (GO): protein binding; ubiquitin-protein transferase activity
Source: RefSeq, a predicted model, not a curated record
AGGCUUUUCUCUCUCUCUCUCUCUCUCUCUCUCUCUCUCUCUCUCUACCCCACUCGCUAUUUCCUCACCGCUUCGUCGGACGCCUCCUCGAAACCAAACCCUAACCCCCUUGAAUCUUAUCCCCACGCAAUCCCGAGCCUUCGAGGAGCUCUCGCCGUGGGGUGCCACUGAGCCCCUGCAUGGGUUUUCUAGGGUUUCGAUCGAAGCUGCUCCUCCGCUGACCCCAAUAACGCGGCGAGGAGGUGGCGGGAGAGGAGGCGGAACGCGAUCCCGAACCCUUUCCCUCCCUCUCUUGUUCGCGUUUGAUGCGAUUUGUGGUCAAUCGUUGCCUCUUGUUGAUUGGAUUGCCCCUUAAUUGUGUGCGGAGGUCUCGAUCUCGAGGAUUUUGCUCAUUUGCAUGCUAAUUCAGUUUGCUGAAGAGAUGGCGGAACUUUGGGAGGGAGCUUAUGAUUCUGGAAGUCAUUCAAAUGGAAUUUAUCAUCAAAAUUUACGCAUGGAGCCUAUGUACGAGGCAUUUCUUUGCCCACUUACAAAACAAAUUAUGCGCGAUCCUGUCACGCUAGAAAAUGGGCUAACAUUUGAGCGAGAAGCGAUUGAGAAGUGGUUUAAAGAAUGUAGGGAUAGUGGGAGGAAGCCAAUCUGUCCAUUGACGUUAAAGGAGCUGAAUAGCACUGAUCUAAACCCUAGUAUAGCUCUAAGGAACACUAUUGAAGAAUGGACCCAGAGAAAUGAGGCUGCUCAACUUGACGUAGCACGUGGAUCACUGACUCUCUCCAGCUCUGAGAAUGAUGUUCUACAGGCGUUGGAGUAUGUUAUAGAUAUAUGUCGAAAAAGCCGAUCCAACAAGCAUAUUGUGCGGAAUGCUGAACUGAUACCAUUGAUUGCUGAUGUGUCGAAGCAUAGCAGUAGGAAAGUUCGAUGUAAAGCCCUAGAAACUCUUCGUAUUGUAGCUGAAGAGGAUGAUGACAACAAGGAAGCCAUAGCUGCUGGGGAUACUAUUCGAACAAUUGUGAAGUUCUUACCCCAUGAGCAGUACCAGGAAAGAGAACAAGCUGUAUCUUUGUUGUAUGAGCUUUCAAAAUCUGAAUCUCUUUGCGAGAAGAUUGGUGGAGUCAGCGGAGCCAUUCUUAUUCUUGUUGGGAUGUCUAGUAGUAAAUCAGAAAACCUUUUAAUUGUUGAGAAAGCUGAAAAGACACUGGAGAAUCUAGAACGCUGUGAAAAGAAUGUUAGACAGAUGGCUGAAAAUGGUCGACUACAACCCCUUCUUAGAUUACUCCUUGAAGGUUCACACAAGACUCAGCUAUCCAUGGCAGCAUAUCUUGGGGAGCUCGUUUUGAGCAACGAUGUCAAGGUUUAUGUGGCCCGAUCAGCUGGAUCAACAUUGGUCGAUGUCAUGAAGAGUGGAAACAAGGAGGCCAGAGAAGAUGCUCUCAAGGCACUUAACCAAAUCUCUUCCUACGAAAUAAGCGCCAAGAUACUGAUCGAAGCCGGCAUCCUCCCACCACUUGUCAAGGAUCUCUUCACUGUCGGUCCCCACCAGCUUCCCAUGAGGCUAAAAGAAUUAGCUGCAACAGUUCUCGUCAAUAUUGUUUCAUCAGGUGCCAAUUUUGAGUCCAUCCCACUUGGUCCCAGCAACCAGACCUUGGUCUCGGAAGACAUUGUUCACAAUCUUCUACAUUUAAUAAGUAACACUGGUCCUGCAAUUGAGUGUAAGCUCCUUCAAGUCCUUGUUGGUCUCACAAGUUCUUCGACCAGUAUCAAAAACAUAGUUGCCGCUAUUAAGAGCUCCGGUGCUACCAUUAGUCUGAUUCAGUUUGUUGAAGCCCCACAAAGAGAAGUCCGCAUGGCUGCUAUAAAGCUCCUGCAUAAUAUUGCACCUUACAUGGGUCAGGAGUUAGCUGACGCUCUUCGUGUAACUGUUGGCCAGCUAAGUAGUUUAGUUCAAGUCAUUGCAGAAAACAAUGGUAUCUCCGAAGAGCAAGCAGCCGCUGCUGGGCUCUUAGCGGACCUUCCUGAGAGGGACUCAGGCCUCACUCACCGGCUUCUUGAAGAAAGGGCUUUUGAUAUAGUCAUUUCCAAGGUGGUUAGUAUUCGCCAAGGGGAGACUCGUGGCAGCCGUUUCGUCAACCCCUUUCUCGAAGGGCUUGUUCGCAUUCUUUCGAGGCUCACAUAUUUGUUGGAUGAGCCUGACAUUGUUUCGAUUGUUCGUGAACACAAUCUCACCGCACUUUUCACUGAUCUGCUUCAGAUGAGUGGGCUUGAUAAAGUCCAGAUGGUAUCUGCCAUGGCUUUGGAGAAUCUCUCCCAACAGUCGAAGCAUUUGACCAAAGUUCAAGUUCACCCACAGCCAAGUUUUUGCUUGUCCAUAUUUCCAUGCCUCAGCAAGCAGCCGGAUACAUCUGGCUUGUGCAGAGUGCACGGAGGGCUAUGCUCAGUGAAGGAGAGCUUCUGUCUCUUGGAAGGGAGAGCAGUGGAGAAGCUGGUAGCUUGCUUAGACCAUCAAAAUGAGAAGGUGGUCGAGGCUUCGCUAGCGGCACUGUGCACUCUGUUGGAUGAUGGGGUGAACAUUCAGGAAGGCGUGAUGGUGUUGUAUGAGGCUGAUGGGAUCAAGCCAAUUCUCGAUGUGUUGCUCGAGAGCCGAACCGAGAUAUUGAGGAGGCGAGCAGUGUGGGCGGUGGAAAGGAUAUUGAGGACGGAGGAGAUAGCGUAUGAUAUUUCUGGAGAUCAAAAUGUGGGGACGGCAUUAGUUGAAGCCUUUAGGCAUGGGGAUUACACGACAAGACAGACUGCCGAGCAAGCACUAAAGCAUAUAGACAAGUUGCCGAAUUUCUCCGGAAUUUUCACCAAGAAGGGGGGGUAAAUUUGUUGAAGGAAGCUAAGAAUUGUAUAGUAUGUAUCUAUUCUCUGCGGCCCAACAGAGGGGAAGGGAUCCAUUUGUCGAUGCUUGUACAGAAUGAGCUUUCCUGCGAAGGCAGAUGGCGGGCGAGAGGUGAACCAUGUGGAUCAUUCUGGAACAUUCUCUGAAUUGGACAAAGUGGAAUUGGAAAUUAGAGGCUUUUCUGUAUGUGGUCUGCUACUUUUCUUCCCACUAUAUUAUGGUUUUUGUUUCCUUUGAAAAUUUGUAGGAAUUGAGAUUGUUUAUAUGGUCAUGAAGUUGUAUUUUUAAAAUUGUGUUCACUUCAACUGUUUCCUUCAUGCUAUUAAUAAAAGGUGCGGCUGCGGUUUUGAUUUGUUGUUCAA